UGUUUGUUCUAUUUAUUUUACUAGCAUUAAUUUGCCAUUAGUCCUGUCUCCCUUUGGACAGAAACUUUCUCCUCUUUUGCUCACAACACAGCCCAUGGUUCCUCUCCUCCUAAGUGUCACACCCUUCCGCUACUGAAAAUCGCUUCCUAUCCCCCUCUCCACCCUGCUUUGGGGAGAAGAAGGGAGUUGUAUCUACGGAGUGCCUACAGAGAGAGGGCUUUAUACUGCCUUGUCAAUGCAUCUAAGUCCAGGGCAUCCUUCUGAGAAUGAAGAUGGUAAGAUGUGCCCAGGGAUUGGUGAGGAUAAAGUAAAGUGGGCAUGGAAAGCAUCAGUACAAUGCCUGGUGCACACUCAGAGUCCACAAGCCCUGGCUGACCGUGACUCCUCCGGCACCGUCAGGUCCUCAGCUGUGGGAGAAACGCUGUCAAGGCUUCAGAGCUGCCCAAGUGUAGGAUUUUCCAAAGCCUCAUCUUGAUGAUGUUACUUGAUGAAAAGAGGAGUGAAAUGACUGUGAAAUUCCUCAAGCCCAUAAAGGUGACAAAAUGGUCCCUCCACACAGUGAGGCAGACCCAGGUGCCUGGGUUUAUAAAAGGGCCUGGCAGUGAGGGAGCGGUCAGAAUCCUUCUCUUUCUCUGGCUUCAUCUCCAGCACACCAGUCAUCAUGACCUGCGGACCGUCUUGCUUUAGCUCCCGAAGCACCAUCUGCAAGUCCACGCAAAGAUACAGCUCUGGCGGGGCCUUCAGCUGCGCCUCGGCCUGCGGGCCCAGGCCCGCCCGCUGCUGCAUCACGGCCGCCCCCUACCGCGGCGUCUCCUGCUACCGCGGCAUCACCGGGGCCUUCGGCAGCCGCAGCGUCUGCGGGGCCUUCCGCUCCGGCUCCUGCGGCCGCAGCUUCGGAUACCGCGCCGGCGGCGUGUGCGGGCCCAGCCCUCCCUGCAUCACCUCCGUGUCGGUCAACGAGAGCCUGCUCGCGCCCCUCAACCUGGAGAUCGACCCCAAUGCGCAGUGCGUGAAGCAGGAGGAGAAGGAGCAGAUCAAGUCCCUCAACAGCAGGUUCGCUGCCUUCAUCGACAAGGUGCGCUUCCUGGAGCAGCAGAACAAGCUGCUGGAGACCAAGUGGCAGUUCUACCAGAACCGCCAGUGCUGCGAGAGCAACCUAGAGCCGCUGUUCCAGGGCUACAUCGAGACGCUGAGGCGGGAGGCCGAGUGUGCGGAGGCUGACAGCGGGAGGCUGGCCUCUGAGCUCAACCACGUGCGGGAGGUGCUGGAGGGCUACAAGAAGAAGUAUGAAGAAGAGGCCACUCUGAGGACCACAGCAGAGAAUGAGCUUGUCAGAAUGAAGCAGGAGAUUAACUGUGCCUAUGUGCGCAAAGGAGACCUGGAGGCCAAUGUCCACAGCCUGGUGGAGGAGAUCAACUUCCUGAAGACCAUGUAUGAGGAGGAGAUAAGAGUUCUCCACGCCCACAUCUCAGACACCUCAGUCAUCGUCAAGAUGGACAACAGCCGGGACCUGAACAUGGACAGCAUUGUGGCUGAGAUCAAGGCAAACUAUGAUGACAUUGCCAGCCGCAGCCGGGCUGAGGCUGAGUCCUGGUACCGCAGCAAGUGUGAGGAGAUCAAGGCCACAGUGAUCCGGCACGGGGAGACCCUGCGCCGCACCAAGGAGGAGAUCAAUGAGCUGAACCGCAUGAUCCAGAGGCUGACUGCCGAGGUCGAGAAUGCCAAGUGCCAGAACUCCAAGCUGGAGGCUGCAGUGACCCAGGCCGAGCAGCAGGGUGAGGCCACCCUCAGCGACGCCCGCUGCAAGCUGGCGGGGCUGGAGGCCGCCCUGCAGAAGGCCAAGCAGGACAUGGCCUGCCUGCUCAAGGAGUACCAGGAGGUGAUGAGCUCCAAGCUGGGCCUGGACAUCGAGAUCGCCACCUACAGGCGCCUGCUGGAGGGAGAGGAGCACAGGCUGUGUGAAGGCAUCAGUGCUGUGAAUAUCUGUGUGAGUAGCUCCCAGGGCGGAGUUGUAUGUGGGGAUCUCUCAGCCACCCGCACCUGCGGCAUCAGAUUCUGUGGCACAGGAGCCUGCGGCAGCAGCUGUAAGAAGGGUUAACUUGGUAUGGCUUGAGGAAGGACGGGAGCUCCCAGGCUUUUCA
Molecule: messenger RNA, 2141 nt
Organism: Manis pentadactyla (Chinese pangolin)
Lineage: Eukaryota; Metazoa; Chordata; Mammalia; Pholidota; Manidae
Product: keratin, type II cuticular Hb6-like
Exons: 11
Coding region: 662-2098 (478 amino acids)
Biological process (GO): keratinization; intermediate filament organization
Cellular component (GO): keratin filament
Molecular function (GO): structural constituent of skin epidermis
Source: RefSeq, a predicted model, not a curated record